This is a messenger RNA of Tripterygium wilfordii, 1620 nucleotides long. RefSeq lists its product as uncharacterized. The transcript is spliced from 2 exons. Lineage: Eukaryota; Viridiplantae; Streptophyta; Magnoliopsida; Celastrales; Celastraceae. The record is from RefSeq and is a predicted model, not a curated record. Bases 47 to 1351 code for a protein of 434 amino acids.
CCAUAAGGCGGUCCAGUUCUACUGCCUCGCAAAUCCCAGUAUCAGGAUGGCCGCCUCCUCAGACUCCAUGGACGACGACAGCUUCAGAGCUCGCGUUGGCAGAAUAUUCGGAUCCCUCUCUGGCGGAUCGAACUCUUCCGUGCAACCUUCUUCAGCCGAUCGAUCAUCUCCUUGGUCUCUCACCGGAGAAGAGGUGGAGAGGAAAGAGUGGAGGCGGGACUCGGGCUCUUCUGACCGGGAUGAGACGCCGUGUUCCGCUUCGUUCGAUGAUUUCUUGAAGAAGGAUCGCAAAAGUUCUCGAAGGAACGCAAAGUUAGGCGGAGGGCUUGGAGGGGAUCUUGAUGAUGUCGAUGAAGAUGGUGAUGAACAGCCGAAGGAUAGUGAUGAAUGGGAUAUCCGAUCGUCGAUAGGAUUGGACCGCACUCUCGACAAUGAAGAAGAAGAAGAUGAAUAUGACAAAGUGGCUUGUGGCAGAGAAAAUGCUGAUGAUCGGCUUUAUAUGAAGGAUGUUACCAAUCAUGGGUCGCAUUUGAAUGCGGAGAAUGUCCUUUUCAACUCAUUAAGCAGUACUACGAAAGAUCCACGUGCCAAUCACCUUGCUGCUAGGAACAGGCUAAUGGAAGAUGAUGCUGAAGCCCAGGUAUUGAAUUCUCCUCGUAAUCCCGGUACAGAAUUUAAGGACCCUCAGGUUAGAUUGUCUGGAGAUGGUGUCCUACUCAGAUCUAUCUUAAAGAGGAAGGACACUAAUUCAAUUCCCAAAUCACCAAAACGUGUCAAGUUUGAUCCUGGUUGUAUGUUUAGUAGUGAAGAGUUAUCAGAAGGCCAUCAAGAUGUUUUGAUAAGAAAUUCUUCAAUAAGUGCUAUUGUUUCUAAUGAUGGAUCUAUGUUGGCCCGAAAUGCAUCAAGGGUUCAAGAUUGUACCCAGAACCCUUACACACACUAUACCUUGAAUUCAAUGAAGGAGGUUGAUGAAGAAUCCAACACCAGAGCUCGUAUGGACUCUUUGGAGUUGGUCAGAAGUUCAAAGCCCUCAGACUUGGGAUCAAACUCCCAGGAUGUUUCUCUGGAUCUUCCAAAAUUUAUCACUUUUAUUCCUAAGAAAAAGGCAGUGGCUUGUGAAUCAGCAGAUAGUUGCAGUGAGGUUGAGCAAGAUAAGAAAGUUGAUAUCAUCAAGUCCUCCCAGCAAGCAGAAUGCCCCAUUGGCAUUGCAGUGAUAGAAUCCCAUCAAUUCAAAGUUGCUGCAGUGGAGGAAGCUGAGCAAGAAGUAAGUGCAACAGAUGAAAGUUCUAGUAUCCAAAAACCAAAUCGCAAGUACAGAACAAAGUCGAGUUCAGACGACUCUGAAUGUUGAGUGAUUGAGAUCAAAGGGAAGAAGUUCUUAUCAUUGUAGUAUUUCUCUACUAUGAUGUCCUGGGAUUUUUUUUGAAGUCCUCCAUAACUGCAUUCCAUUCUGGCUCUUUUUUUAUGGGUGUUUUUUCCCCUCUUCUUAGUGUCUUGGGUUUGAGAGGAUUUAGUUGAUUUGAGUUUCUCACAUCAUUUUGUUAUGGAUAUUAUGUUGUUGACUAGAGUAUACCAUGAGAGAUUCUUAUGCCUACGAAUGAUAGUGGCAGAAAUACCAUA